GUCGUCGAAAUAAUCUUCCUCUGAAAGGUCAAAGACCGUCUUUCUAAUUUAAGGAACGGGUGCCAACUUUUGCCUUCUUCAUCGGCCAUAGAAAAUGUUCGUUUGGUCACAGGGACUUCGUUAUAUCCAGCUCUGCUACAGUUGCUGCCUCGACUAUUCUGCCUCUGCGCUCAAGUUCUUCAUUGGGAGGACUUUCUCCAGCUAUAUAAAACAUUCAGUCUCCCUUAAAAAUACCGUUAAGUAUUUUGUCGUUUUCUGUGAAUCGGCCUUUUCUUUCCUUCAAUCUGAUUACCUGUUAAUGCUCCGUGACUUUCCUUAUCUUGCCAUACAAACUCUAGGCCAAGAAAACUAGUAACUGGUAACUGGAGGUGUGGUAGAAGAGGCUGAAGAUAAGAGAUAACUAACUGAUCAGUUCCGAUACUGUGUUGUCUUGCUGCUGGUUGUUCGUUUCUCGCGGAACCCGUCAACAUAUAUACCAGGCUGUGGAGCAGGUGCCAGGCUGUGGAGCAGGUGCCAGGCUGUGGAGCAGUUACCAGGCUGUGGAGCAGGUGCCAGGCUGUGGAGCAGCUACCAGGCUGUGGAGCAGUUACCAGGCUGUGGAGCAGUUACCAGGCUGUGGAGCAGCUACCAGGCUGUGGAGCAGUUACCAGGCUGUGGAGCAGCUACCAGGCUGUGGAGCAGUGAACAAGACCUUAACACCACCAGAGCGCUGUGUGGAGCAGUGAAUAUUCGAGUUCCCAUAACAAUCAAUCAAACCCAUUGCAUAAUGUACACAAUGUAGAGAAAUGUUCCUUCAUGGACUCAAUAAGCCACUUCGAGAGCUUCAGAAAAUGUUGUCUAAUGUAACAACAAAAUACCUGUCCGUCAGUGUUACGAACAAAGGAGCUUCUGGCACAAAUAACAGUAAAUAAGACAAAAGCCUAACAUUUUCACAAUGAAGUAGAAAACUGACACGGAUGGGGAAAUGAACUAAAUUCAUGGCGAGAAUACUCUAGCGAGUACUUCUCCAUGGUACGCUGGAAAACAUUGGUAAUAUAUAUAUAUACGAGCCAGCCUUCGAGACUUCUACCUGUAAGACCAGUUUAUAAAAUUGUGAGAGUGUGUAUGGUGCUGUGGCGGCCAUCGCUGGUCCUGGAGGGACCAAGGUCACCGCAGUAUAACCCUGCAGGCGUUAUGGCCAGAUAGUCACCAAACUUGUUACAUCAGUCAUGGAGGGCAGGGGUAAAUGCGUCAGGCUGUGCGCCAUCUUCGUGGUGUCGGGGUUGCUGUGUGUGACGUCCCUGGGUCGGGUCUUCACCCGUUCCUCCACCACCGCCCACUUGCUCGAGAUGAUGAUGAUGGUGCUGACGGUGCUUCUGGUGUGCUGCGUGGUGGAGACCUGCUGUAAGCCCCUCGACGAUGUCCCUCAGAUCAGAGCCUCCGUCGGCAGCAGGGGUUCGCACUCCUACACAAGAGACCCGCUGGUAUACGCUGAGUCUCCCCCGUCGUAUGAAGAGGUUCUGGCUGCAGAGGCCCUGGAGCCUCCUUCCAGUACCUCACAGGAGGACCAGGCUGCUGGCAAGACUAUACCCGGCACUUUGCAACACUCGCCGACGCCUAAACCUUUCGUCUUGCAGGAUACUGCUGUCUCUGGUUCCUACCAACACAGUUCCGUGCCGCGGAGAUAUUCUCCUUUCAUCCCAGAGUCAACGUAUUCAUACAGUGUAUCUAGUGAGAUCCAGUUGUCAGUGGACGAGCUGCCUAGCUACGAGGAAGCUGUGACUGUGUUGCAGUCUGGGGCCAGCGCUCAACAUCAAGUCAACACCAACCACGACAUGAAUUUGAUGUUUAUAUAGCGGUUGCUUCUAUAAUAUAGCUUUUUUAAAAUGACUGAUUUAGUGAAAUCAAUCGUGUCUUGAAUGUGACACGAAUAACACUUUUGUGAUAACUGCGAUGUAUAACGUUUGUGAUAAUGUGAUUGAAUAAUGACACUAUAGCUUGAUUCAAUCAAUCAUCAGAAUAUAUUCAUGACAAUCAUGAAAAUAGCUUCGGAAACUAUAUUAUACUCAUAAGAGGAAAAAGAGAGACCCACCCUAAAUAUACAGAAUGACGACUUUCCUACUUUGCCUACACUCAGAGAUCUCACCAAACAGCACCGGAUAAUGACGACGUGAAAAAAAUUGAAUACAAUUCCCCAAGGCUAUGACGGGGCGCGAACCCCGACCCUAGCUCUACAGAGUUCUCCUUGCCCACUGCCUUACCCAAUGAUUGAUUGGUCCCUUUCCCCUCAUUCACCUAUUUCUUACCCUAUGUUUGAUUGCCUUUUUAUUACUUCGACCCUUCACCUCACCUCACACAACUUCAUCUUUCCCACAUGUUCAUUUAAGCCAAAAAUUCCACCUUGUGUAUUCAUUCUAUACCUGAAGAUGUUCCAGAGUGGAACGAAACGUUCUAAAAAAUAAAUUCAAUAAUUACAAGUUUUCUUUACCAUGAAUUUUGGAAACUUGAUUGCUUAACUUGAA
This is a messenger RNA of Procambarus clarkii (red swamp crayfish), 2501 nucleotides long. The record is from RefSeq and is a predicted model, not a curated record. NCBI's taxonomy places the organism in Eukaryota, Metazoa, Arthropoda, Malacostraca, Decapoda, Cambaridae.